Molecule: messenger RNA, 312 nt
Organism: Lactuca virosa
Lineage: Eukaryota; Viridiplantae; Streptophyta; Magnoliopsida; Asterales; Asteraceae
Source: the annotation of a GenBank genome assembly
AUGAGUGGAGAUAAUGUUCAUCGAUCCAUGAUGGAAGGUGUUCAUUUUGCUGAUGGGAUACAAAACAUAGUGGCGUCCGAGGGGGACAAGCGGAUGAGUAGGAGUGUGAAUAUGGAUACAUGGAAAUCGUUUUUUGCAAGGUUUGGGAUGGUGGAGAUUGAGUUAAGUGAUUCGUGUCUUUAUCAGGCACAACUUGUGUUGCUACGGUUUUCAUGUGCAAAUUAUUGCAUGCUUGAGAAUAAUGGCAAGUGUUUAAUUAUUGGGUGGAAAGGAACUCCAUUGCAUUCUCUUUCGACAUGGAAGUUCAUUUAA